CACAGAUCCAGCCACAGAUGCUGCAUGCUGUGACAGUGUGAGUGUGACUAGUGAGUUCCUUUGCUUUUCACAGUUUUAAGGUAAAUGAUCAGUUUUUCUUAUCAAGGACUUAAGCUUGGAUACCAACAACAAUUUUGUAAACAGAAGAAAGUGGUGACUUUAUACAGAUUAUUUUCGUCUCAUUCAUUCUGUUUAAUUAUGGGAAAAGAUGGUGAAACCUCCAAGAGAUCGCAUGAGGGUCAAGACGAUGGUGAAAAGGGAUCUGUUAAAAAGGUGAAGAAAGAAGAAAAUGAAGCCGAACCCCAAGACCUUCAGGCCAAGGUGGCCAACCUGCGUAAGGGCGGGAGCUCAAUCUUAAACUUCAAGUUCAAUAAGAAGAGGGUGAGGAUACUGUCUGAUACGAUGGACACUGCUGAUGACAAUCAAGGCAUUGUUUACUGGAUGAGUAGAGAUCAGAGAGUCCAAGAUAACUGGGCUCUGUUGUUUGCUCAACGUCUUGCGAUGAAGCAGGAGGUCCCUCUUCAUGUUUGUUUCUGUCUUGUUCCCAAGUUCCUUGAUGGCACCAUCAGACAUUACAACUUUCUUCUUGAAGGUCUCAAAGAAGUCUCUCAGGAGCUCCACCAGUUGGACAUUCCGUUCCAUCUCCUGACGGGGUACGCUAAAGAUGUCCUUCCGGGAUUCGUCAAAGGUCAUGGGUUGGGAGCCGUGGUUACAGACUUCUCUCCUCUCAGGACACCCAGGCAAUGGGUCAACGAUGUCAAGGAAGAGCUUCCGAAGAAUAUUGCAUUCUGUCAGGUUGAUGCACACAAUGUAGUUCCUUGUUGGGAAGCAUCCGAGAAACUAGAGUAUGGCGCCCGAACAAUCCGUCCAAAGAUCACCAAACAUUUGACGACAUACCUCACUGAGUUCCCUCCAGUCGUCUGUCAUCCCUUCAAGGUCAAGACCAAAGCAGAGCCCAUAGACUGGGAAGCAGCCUAUGCUAGCCUUGAUGUAGACCAGACCGUUAAACCAGUAGACUGGGCAAAACCUGGGACAUCGGAGGGUAUGAAGAUGCUGGAUUCUUUCACCAAAGAGAGGUUGCGAUACUUCAGUAGCGCUAGGAAUGAUCCGACAAAGAACGUCUGUAGUAACCUCUCUCCUUGGAUCCAUUUUGGCCAAUUGUCAAGCCAGCGUGCUGCCCUCAUUGUCCGUCUGUACAGAAGUCGCUAUAGUGAGUCCGUUGCUAGCUAUUUGGAGGAGUCUAUCGUCAGGAGGGAACUAUCCGACAAUUUCUGCUUCUACAAUGACAAUUAUGAUUCUAUAGAAGGAACAAAUGAGUGGGCCAAGAAGACUUUGAAGGACCAUGCAAAGGACAAGAGAGAGUAUGUAUACAGUAGAGACAUACUGGAAAGGGCUAAGACUCAUGAUCAGCUUUGGAACAGUGCACAGAAGCAAAUGGUCCGGGAGGGUAAGAUGCAUGGUUUCCUUCGUAUGUACUGGGCCAAGAAGAUCCUGGAGUGGACCGCAUCACCGGAGGAAGCUUUGGAGAUUGCCAUCUACCUCAACGAUCGCUACUCAUUGGACGGCCGCGACCCCAACGGUUAUGUAGGUUGCAUGUGGUCUAUCUGUGGCAUCCACGACCAAGGUUGGGGCGAGCGGCCCGUCUUUGGAAAGAUUCGUUUCAUGAACUUCAAAGGAUGCAAGCGCAAGUUUGAUGUGGAUACUUUCAUCAACCGCUACAAGAAGUAUAGCCUCUGAAAAGCUUUGGUAAAAUUGUCAUUUCGCUGUAGAAGAUCUAUAAGAUGCUCUUCUGGAAACAAAUGAAUUUCUGUAGAUGUUGGGCCCUUUGCAGUAAGAGUUGC
Molecule: messenger RNA, 1841 nt
Organism: Lytechinus variegatus (green sea urchin)
Lineage: Eukaryota; Metazoa; Echinodermata; Echinoidea; Temnopleuroida; Toxopneustidae
Product: deoxyribodipyrimidine photo-lyase-like
Biological process (GO): photoreactive repair
Molecular function (GO): deoxyribodipyrimidine photo-lyase activity
Source: RefSeq, a predicted model, not a curated record